Messenger RNA from Megachile rotundata (alfalfa leafcutting bee), 4302 nucleotides. Its product is annotated as ATP-binding cassette sub-family G member 4. Gene Ontology annotation, cellular component: plasma membrane. The record is from RefSeq and is a predicted model, not a curated record. Gene Ontology annotation, biological process: transmembrane transport. NCBI's taxonomy places the organism in Eukaryota, Metazoa, Arthropoda, Insecta, Hymenoptera, Megachilidae. Gene Ontology annotation, molecular function: ATP hydrolysis activity; ATP binding; ABC-type transporter activity.
GAGAUUAAUUAUUCUUCGUAAAAUUAACCACACAUUCAAAGAAUUGUUUAUUCAAGGUCAGAAUUAUAAGCGCAGAGAUACGAUAGACGCAGUGAGAAAGCACAACGACGCUGCAAUGUGUACGAUUUUCAGUUGUCGCGGCGAUUUCGUACGUGCUGCAUGUUUUAUACGCUGUGCUUAAUGCAUAUGGCAUUUCUAAAGAAAAACAAUGAUCACUCAAGACAAAACGGAAACAAUAAACCAUAAACUUCAAUAUUCCUCUUCAUUAACUGUCAACUGCACUCGAUUAUCGAAUAUCAUAGACAUUUUUGCAUUGAUAGGUCACUGACGUUUCUUAUAAACUGGUGAAAGUGUCGCUUCGCGUUGCAUAAAACGGUCAACAUAUAAAAUAACUGAAAGUGUAAAAAAUAAUCGCAAAUAAAUAUGAAAGAUUUGUGAACUACGAAGCAUCGUGACAAUUGCAUAGUAUAUUUAUAUAUGAUAAUGAUGUGUUGGAAUGUUCCGACUAUUUCAUUUUUCGAGACGAAGCAUCAAUGCCGCGAAUUGACAGUCGUGUAGAAUUUUGAACAUGUCAAAGCAAGUGUUCGUUCGAAUAUUUUAUUAAGCAUCGCUGAUGAAAAAAUUCUUCUGGAUGCGUUUUGUCUGAGGCGAGUUUUGGAAACAUAUCGAAAUGGGAACGUACUGCGACGAUGCUGCUGUCGAUUCGUCGGCGAGAAUGAUCGAUGAAGGAUGCACAAUACAAUUGAGGGACAAUGAAAAUUAUUUGAAUCCUGAAGUACGACCGGUUUCGAAGAUGCUCGUUGAGUUCGAUGAUCUGUCGUAUUCGGUCUGCUACAGUAAAGGAAAUUCGAAGAAGAUUCUGGAGGACGUGACAGGAUGUUUUCGUCCACAAAGACUGACCGUAAUUGUUGGUCCUUCCGGUGCUGGCAAAACCACAUUACUUCGUAUUGUAUCUACCUUGAAAUCAAACAACAUCAAGGGCUCGAUUACCGUCAACGGCACAGAAUGGAAUGGCAGAGCAUUUCGAAAACAAACUUGCUUUCUGCCGCAAGAGUUCGCUUUGUCGCCCUUACUUACCACUAGAGAAACACUCUACAUUGCCGCGCGUUUGAAAAUGCGCGGCAUUUACGAACGGCGCGCUUUUUAUCUAAUCGUGACCGAAAUAGCAGAGAGUUUGGGCUUAACAAACUGUUUGGAUACGAUGGUGGAAAAUUUGAGCGGUGGAGAACGAAAGAGACUAGCUAUUGGAAUAGAAAUAAUUACAAGACCAUGUCUUUUAUUAUUAGAUGAACCAACCAGUGGACUUGAUAGCACGUCUUCGUACCAGGUAAUCUGUUUGCUGCACAAAAUUGCGAGAGGAGGUUGCACAGUGGCUUGCGCGAUUCAUCAACCGAGUAGUCGAAUGAUAUCGCAAUUUGACGACUUACUGGUUAUGCAUGAAGGAAAAUCUUAUUACUACGGUGCUUGGGAGGAUGUUCUGAGUACCUUCAACGAUGCGAAUUAUGCGUGUCCACAAUUUUAUAAUAUAUGUGAAUUCGUUCUGGAGGUGGUGACCAGAGAAAGAGGCGGGGAUUUGAAUCAUUUGUACAAAAUUAAUCGUGAAAAAUAUUUGAAAUGGAAAACACAUUUCGAGCAUCCUACCAUGGGUGCGGAUGUGAUCGUUUCGAAGCUAGACAAUUUGGGCAAUAAACCAGCCCGAUCACGUCUCUGGCAGGAACAGAAGAUCCUGUUUUUGAAGGCAAUGAUUUGCAUCAAACGAGAUAACACUUUGACAAAGUUGAGAUUCGCAGCUCAUGUGGUAGUAGCUUUCCUACUAGGCAUCGUGUUUUAUAAUUCCGGAAUUAGCGCUAGUAGAGUUAACAGCAACAUAGCUUGUAUAUUUUUUAUUUUGCUGUUUUUAUACUUUUCUAAUUCUAUGCCGGCUGUGCAAGUAUUUCCUAUAGAAGCUGCUGUUUUCGUACGGGAAUAUUUGAAUAAUUGGUAUCACUUAAGGUCUUAUUAUUCCGUAAAAAUCAUAUCAGAUUUACCGUUGCAAAUUCUUUCUCCCUCGAUAUUCAUUGCUAUUACAUACUAUCUGACUGGCCAACCAAUGGAAUGCUUCAGGUUCUUCCGUACUUGGUUGAUUUGUGUGUUAACAACAAUCCUUGGACAAUCAUCUGGCAUGCUCGUCGGCGUUACGUUCAGCACAGACAUGGGAGUAUUUUUAAUUCCUGCAGUCAACAUGCCAAUGAUACUUUUCGCCGGAUUUUUCUUAAAAUUUAGCGAGGUGACAUUUUACCUUCAACCUUUAUGUGCCAUAAGUUUCUUCAGAUAUGCAUUUGAAGGCAUUUUACAAUCAAUCUAUGAUGGAAACAGAGAAAAAUUACAGUGUGAUGAAAUUUAUUGUCAGUUACGUUCUCCCAAAAAGAUUUUGGAAGUAAUGGAUAUGCCAACAAUGUCUUAUUACAUGACAGUGCUAGGUUUAUGUAUUUGGAUAAUCUGUUUGCAGGUUUGCACGUACCUGAUACUUAAAUGGAAAGUAUACAUAGCUAAAAGAUAAUGUACAAUUUCUUAUUUCCUUUAAAUAUGAUUGGCCUUUUUUAUGCGUGAAUGCUUAGAAAAUACUAGCCAACUUUUUUACUGUGAAACUUUGACAAUAUUAAUGUUACAUGUAUCUACCAUAUAUUGUAUAAUUAACAAAUAGUUCAUUGAGAUAUAAAAAGAGAUUUGGAAAUAAGGGAACAAUGUAAAUGUAAAAGUUUUGUUUUAUUUUAAACAAUACAUAUGAAUGUAUGCAAUCUUUGAGAGCUGGUAGAAAAAUAUUUACACGCGUUUUUUUGUUAUAAGUUACUCGACUACAGGUAUAGAGUUAUAAAUAAUAAUAAUCUAUUACAUAUUUUAAAUCUCGCUUUGUACACGAGCAUAUACAAUAUUAUAAAAAUAUUAACAAACUAUUUACGUUUUGAAUCUUACAAAUAAAUUUAAGUUCUUAUUUUUAAAUAUAGAGAACUUCUUCAAUUGUCAGUUUGGAGUCACAGUUGCAACUUGGCAGUGUUAGCAUCAGAUAAACAGAAAAUUUUUAAUAGACAUUUUUUUAGUUUCAAACGUUUAUAAUUCUAAUGUAAUAGUCGAUAGUGUCGGAUUUUGUUGAAAGUUUCACAAAUUCCAGUGGGGGCACUGUCAACUUGAAUUAUAAAUUAUCAGUGAAAAAUACUUUCACAGAACUGAGCAAUCUAUUCCGCGAUUUAAUAGACGCACGUGUUGCGAUAGACUUUAUCAGUUCUUAUAUAAAUUGAUAACGUGUAUCUUUUAUAAUAUAUGUAUCAACUUCACAUUAACAUUCAAAUAUUUUUUACUGAUUUCAUUGCUAAACUAAUUAUUAGAGGUGAUAAUGUAUUUCCGGCGACUGAAAAAAUACAGUAAAAUACUAUCAAAAGUUAAUUAGCAUUUAUAAUAAAGAGUUAUCCUAAGUUGCAUAAACAUAGUUUUAUAAACGUCCAUCAUGACACAUUGCCUUCAAGUUCAAACUGUUUCCAAAAGUACAAAAUUUUUGCAUUGUUCAAUACUAAGAAUGUAAGAACAUAGACAGUCUAUUAAUCUGACUGUAAUUAAAAUUAUUAUUGCUUAUUUGUGAAGAUAUUUUUCUAGAAACAGAUCGACGACAAAGUUGAUCAAGUUCUGAUUCUUCAGACUUUCGUUUCUUGAAUAAACUUACUGUGUUAAUCGACUGGUAAUGACUCCACAUUUCGUACGUCGUAUUUUGUAAGAUAAAUACAUGAGUGACGCGGAAAAAUGUCGAAACUUUGUAAAACUAAGUAACAACGUUCUUGGUCCCAUAAAUAUAAAUACGAUAAGAACGUAAUUAAAAAUUAAUAAAAAAAUUCUUACAUACAUACGUACUUGAUAACUAUGAACAGUAGAAUCUUUGUUUCGUAAGCUUAAGAUACAAAAAGAGACGUGUGCAUUGAUGAUUGACUUUUCUUGAGCAAUUCAUAAAUAUCACUUUGAAAGUUAUCAUUCAGGAGUAAUGUCAGUUCGAUUUCAUCGAACGUUCCCUUUCAUUUAACCUUCUACAGCCAAUCUAUUAAUUUUAUAAAAAAAUUCAACCGUAAAAGGUUAACUCAAACAUCCAAGAUCCUCUACAACAUAUUAAUUAUCAAAGAAAAAAUUAAAUCACGCUACAUAUUUAACGUAGAUCUAUUCUUUCUGUAAUCUUGGAUAUAUGUGUUUAUACAUAUUCACAUUUUCAUUCUUCAGUCAGUACUACACAUAGAAAUAAGUUCCUAUAUUUUGUCUAAUUCUAUUUCAGUUUUAUACCCUGUA